AUGCGUUUCGUGCUUGCAGCGUUCUUCACGGUGCUCGUGGCGGUUGCCUACUCCGGCGAGGUGGCGGAUUUAACUGACACCUUCACGGCGAAGCUGAUUGGCGCCAACGAGGUUCCCAAUAAUGACUCCGAAGCUGCCAGGAAGGCCGUGGGUGACAAGAGAGGCGUGGUGCAAAUGAAGCUCGACUUCUACAAGAAGGAGGGCAACCUGAUGUGGGUGGAGUACUCGGUGAAAGCUUCAAAGCUGGAGGGCGAGAUGCCGCCCACCAAGACGCACAUCCACCCGGGGAGGAAGGGGGAGAACAACCCCGUGCUGCUGGAGCUGCCAUGCAAGUACAAGAAGACUGGCGCCUCCGAGUGGCUGUGUGAGGGCGCCAUGUGGGAUACUGAGUGGCUCACGAAAGCAGAGGUGGCGAUUUUCACCAAGAUCUUUAAGCACCCCAACGCGCACUACGGAAACAUCCACACCAAGAAGUACCCUGAUGGUGCCGUGCGUGGCCAGUUCUCCAGGAAGUAA
Messenger RNA from Closterium sp. Naga37s-1, 516 nucleotides. NCBI's taxonomy places the organism in Eukaryota, Viridiplantae, Streptophyta, Zygnematophyceae, Desmidiales, Closteriaceae. The record is from the annotation of a GenBank genome assembly.